UAAACUGGGGACGCCAUGCUUCAUCCUGAUUGGGCAUUGAUUUUCUCUGUUACCGCUCAUAACCACUUCGUGGCGGAUUUCGGUCUUUCUAAAAACUGUAGGCCUUUCGGCUGUAGCAAGGCCGACCGAAAGGCUAGAAUUAAUUCCUGGUCAGCUACCUAUAGGAUAUAACCUGCUGUAAUUCUGGAGUAUAUAGUGAUUUUAAUUAGGUCGGUUGUGAGGAGAAACAAGGAAGUAGGCUUAGGUUGAUGGUGUGAGGGGAAGCCGACCAUCACAUCACUGCCGCCGCUAUGGGCUGUGCUAUGAGUGCAGAAGAGAGGGCUGCUCUUACUAGAAGCAAACAAAUAGAGAAAAAUAUAAGGGAAGAUGGUGUACAAGCGGCGAAAGAUAUCAAGCUUUUGCUCUUAGGUGCUGGCGAAUCUGGAAAAAGCACCAUCGUUAAACAGAUGAAAAUCAUCCACGACAGCGGAUUUACACAAGAAGACUUUCGCCAGUACAAACCUGUAGUGUAUAGUAACACAGUACAGUCCAUUGCAGCCAUUAUUCGAGCUAUGCCUAACUUGGGAAUCAGUUUCGGUAACAACGAGCGGGAGCGACCAAAUGAUUUCGACUUAUGCUGAUGGCUGCCUCAGAGA
This is a messenger RNA of Limulus polyphemus (Atlantic horseshoe crab), 635 nucleotides long. Its product is annotated as guanine nucleotide-binding protein G(o) subunit alpha-like. The coding region runs from base 291 to 620 and encodes 109 amino acids. Gene Ontology annotation, cellular component: heterotrimeric G-protein complex. NCBI's taxonomy places the organism in Eukaryota, Metazoa, Arthropoda, Merostomata, Xiphosura, Limulidae. The transcript has 4 exons. The record is from RefSeq and is a predicted model, not a curated record. Gene Ontology annotation, molecular function: G protein-coupled receptor binding; G-protein beta/gamma-subunit complex binding; guanyl nucleotide binding. Gene Ontology annotation, biological process: adenylate cyclase-modulating G protein-coupled receptor signaling pathway.